Messenger RNA from Cylicocyclus nassatus, 2389 nucleotides. The record is from the annotation of a GenBank genome assembly. NCBI's taxonomy places the organism in Eukaryota, Metazoa, Nematoda, Chromadorea, Rhabditida, Strongylidae.
AUGCUGCCUUUACUAGUAGCAUUCCUGCUACCGGCGCUUGCACUUUGCCGCUAUGAACCGGAACUCAUUGUGGUUACUGUAGCCACCGAGGACACUGAUGGCCUGCGACGCCUUCUUAAAUCAGCGGAAGAAUUCAACAUCAAAGUGCAAGUGCUUGGAAUGGGCGAAGAGUGGAAAGGUGGAGACACUAGAGUAGCACAGGGUGGCGGACAAAAGAUACGACUACUGCGAGAAGGAUUGAAGAAAUACAAAAACCGUGAAGAUGCGAUCAUCUUGUUUGUUGAUGCUUACGAUGUAGUAUUCGCGGCCGGACCACUGACAAUUCUCGAACGUUUCGAGACGCAUUUCCCAGGUAAAAGAAUUUUGUUCGGUGCAGAGAGUUAUUGCUGGCCAGACGAAUCAUUGGCUGUGGACUAUCCACUCGUCGGAUUCGGUAAAAGAUUUCUCAACUCCGGCCUUUUCCUUGGUUAUGCUAAAGACUUUUAUAAGAUGAUCACUCUAAGAGAAGUGAAAGACGAUGAGGAUGAUCAGCUCUACUAUACGAAGAUCUAUCUAGAUGAGGAUUUGAGAGAUGAACUCCAAAUUGGACUUGACUCAGCGUCUCGCAUUUUCCAAAAUCUCAACGGGGUAACCGACGAUGUCGAAAUUCAGUUCGAUGAGGACACUGGAGAAGCACUGAACCAUCUGAAUUAUUUGGCAAAUUAUGUUCCUGGACGAUACUCUGCUAUCACCGGCUGCACAUUCUGCGGAAAGAAGCACAAACUUGAUCUAUCAAGCAAGGAAACAUCUGAAUUUCCGCUAAUUGCCGUAUCCAUCUUUAUUGCUAAACCAAUACCAUUCAUCGAAGAGAUGCUCGAAGCGUUCGCUAAAUUGGACUAUCCGAAGAAAAAGAUAGUGCUGUACAUCUUCAACUCGCAACCUUUCGUCAUCAAAACGGUCAUGAACUUCUUAUCCAAACAUGGUGCCGAAUAUUACUCGAAAAAGAUUGUGAAUGGUGUGACAGAAACUGGUGACCGAGAAGCAAGACAGGAAGCAUUAACAUUCGCUUCACGCUUCGAUAGCGAGUUCCUGUUCAUGCUCGAUGGAGAUGUAAUGUUCACAAAUGAAAGAGCUUUACAAAUCUUGAUAGAAGCGUCAGUGAACUAUGAACUAGGCAUUGUCGCACCACUAGUUGGCCAGCCAAACAAAAUGUUCACCAACUUCUGGGGUGCACUCAAUUCGAAUGGUUAUUAUCGACGCAGCGAGGAUUAUAUGGACAUCGUUCAGCAUAAGCGAUCUGGCAUCUGGAAUGUACCAUUUAUCAACGCUGCUGUCCUUAUCAACAGAGAAAAGAUGAAAGCAUUGAAAACGCCGUUUUAUUACGAGAAAAACCUUGACGCUGAUAUGUCAUUCUGCAAAUGGGCUAGAGAUCAUGGCCACUUUAUGUAUGUUGACAACGAAUAUUACUUCGGUUUCCUUAUUGUCAGCGACGAAUUUGCCGAAACGCUACAGAAAGGAAAGUUGCAUCCAGAAAUGUGGGAACUAUUUGAGAAUCGCGAGAUUUGGGAGUCGCGCUACUUGCACAAGGACUACAGCAAAUUGCUCGAGGAAGACUUUGAAAUUACUCAGGCCUGCCCCGAUGUGUAUCAUUUUCCUUUGGUUACGGAACGAUUCUGUAAGGAAAUGAUCGAAGAGAUGGAGCAUUAUGGAAAAUGGAGCGACGGAAGCAAUAAUGAUCCCCGCUUAGCUGGAGGGUAUGAAAAUGUUCCAACAAGAGAUAUUCACAUGAAUCAGAUCGACUAUGAGAGGCAUUGGCUAUUUUUCCUUGAUGAAUAUGUACGACCGAUACAGGAAAAAGUUUACAUUGGUUAUUAUCAUAGACCAGUGUAUGCCCACAUGCUCUUCGUUGUUCGAUAUCGUCCUGAUGAACAGCCAUCAUUACGAGCCCAUCACGACGCCAGUACAUUCAGUGUUGACAUUGCUCUCAACAAAAGAGGUGUUGAUUAUGAAGGAGGUGGCGUUCAUUAUACACGAUACAACUGCACUGCUCCAGCUGAUCUUGUCGGAUACGCAGCAAUGUUUCCUGGCAGGUUGACGCACCUCCAUGAAGGACUUCCGGUAUCGAGGGGAACGCGAUAUAUUCUUGUCUCCUUUGUGAAUCCAUAAUUGACUUUGCAUACAUUGUUUAAAAUCUCAAAGCUUUAAAAAGUUCUGAUGUAUAAUUAACUUCGAGUCGUCAUUUGCUCCUUCUGAUCGAAUUGAUCGUCUCAUAACAAAAUGUUGAUUUUCAGAUGCGAAUUUUUUGUUGCUUUACAUUCUUGCGAGAAUGGUUGAUCUUGAGUUGUUAUCUUUAUGCGCUUGUAACAUUGUAUUCAAUGGUUGCCGUGGCAUGUGCCUUCACCUUUGAAAU